CAUAUAGUCAUGGAGUCGAUGCGAAACAAUAAUAGCAUCAAAUCCUGGACCGACGAUCUGAAGGUCUGCAACCAAACUGGAGUUGGAGAAGCCAUAAACCAGAUUUACAAGGACGAUGGUCGUCGAUGUGAGGGCUAUGAUUCGCGUGAUGAAAAGUGCCGUUGUAUAUCAGAUAAUACCUUCAUGUACGCCAUACUCUCGGGUCACAACGGAGUAACAGUAGCCGAAAAUGCGCUGCAGGAAAUUUCAGCUGAUCUACUGUUAGGCCAGCUUGACUCGUGCAAUACGGAUGAAGCAGUAAAAGAACUGAUCCGCCAGUCGUUUAUGUCGGUAGAAAAGAGUUACUUUGAAUCGAUAAACCCUCACGUCGCCACGAAAACAGCUAUACAACUUCACCUGGCUGCGGAUGGAAUGAAUCAGUAUGAAAUUUCACAGCAGUUUGAAAAUGUUCUACAGCGGCUCGAUUCCCUCAACAAUGCCUUAUCAGUCGGCAGUAGCGCGGUGUUGGGAUUGGUGCAUCGAUCGCAUCUGUAUCUCGGCAACAUAGGCAACUGUCGAGCGUUACUGUGCAAAACAGACGAGCACGACACGCUAACGGUGACCCAAUUAAGUGUUGACCAUAAUUUAUUAAAUGCCGAAGAAGCUGCUCGCUUAUUCCGACUAGGUCUCAUGGCGCAGAACUUCGAAGGCGUGCCCCUGUACGCAACGCGAUGCAUUGGCAAUUACCUUGGAAAAGCUGGGUACAAAGAUUGCAAUUUUCUGUCAAGUGCUACCGCAGAGCCGGUAAUCUUCGAACCGGAGAUUGUUGGGGGUAUACAAAUUUCACCGGCCUGUCGGUUUCUUGUAUUGAUGUCGAGUGGUCUCUGCAGAGCACUGCACGAUAUCUUCCCCGGUGAUACAUCGACUGGCAACCGGGAACUGGUGAGGAUGAUUUCGGAGGAAUUUCAAAACCAAUCGACUCUCGCCGGAGUAGCGCAGUCGGUGGUUCAUCGCAUCGUGCAGGCGCAUCACGAUACGUACAUGCAACUAGUCGAAGAGCGCAAACCCCUAACAUUUAACAGCCGUGAUGAUGUGACGUUGUUGAUACGUAACUUUAACUAUUCGCUUCCGAAGGCGUUUGGGAACCGCAAGAACGGUCAACGCAGCCUUAAUUCUACGACUUCUUUUAGUUCAACCAGUUCGGAUGCGACUCCAACCGAUGGAAACUAUUCGACGAUCCAUACCAAUAUUUCAGUAACUAGUUCAAAUAUCACCCAACCGGGAAAUCCGUACGAUUCUAAUAGAAGAAUUCGGUCGCAUGUAGAUUUUAGCGAUUUUUACAAGCGCGUCGAAGAAGCUCGACAGAGCGGCACACUGCCUAGAAAUAUUGAAUUUGAUUAACUAAUUUGUUAUGUUAUAUUAUUUGGCCUCAGCUUUGAGAUAAGAUGUUA
Messenger RNA from Anopheles nili, 1430 nucleotides. RefSeq names its product TGF-beta-activated kinase 1 and MAP3K7-binding protein 1-like. The transcript has 4 exons. Gene Ontology annotation, molecular function: protein serine/threonine phosphatase activity. The record is from RefSeq and is a predicted model, not a curated record. Gene Ontology annotation, biological process: protein dephosphorylation. Bases 10 to 1380 code for a protein of 456 amino acids. Lineage: Eukaryota; Metazoa; Arthropoda; Insecta; Diptera; Culicidae.